Messenger RNA from Diorhabda sublineata, 4650 nucleotides. RefSeq names its product glycoprotein 3-alpha-L-fucosyltransferase A-like. Lineage: Eukaryota; Metazoa; Arthropoda; Insecta; Coleoptera; Chrysomelidae. Gene Ontology annotation, molecular function: alpha-(1->3)-fucosyltransferase activity. The transcript has 6 exons. The record is from RefSeq and is a predicted model, not a curated record. Gene Ontology annotation, cellular component: membrane. The coding region runs from base 2065 to 3321 and encodes 418 amino acids.
UUAUAAUUAAUUUUAUACGAGGGAUAUACGGUAUUUAUAGAGAAGAAAACGGUGUUUCUGUAUUCAGUUAAAAAAUACACGCGAAAACCGACGUUUUAUAAUAACGAAGCUUUUACUUAGUUUUCUACAAGUUUCCCGGAAUAUUUUUCGAAAUUUCUGGAUAUCUGCAACAAAGUGGUGACGAUAAAUGGUCGAGAUACAUGGAGAUGCCACUCCAUUAAGUAGUAGUAUACAAUUUCCCAUUAAAAAACAAGAUAAUGUUUGGAAUCCUGUCACAAAGGACAAUUAUGGGAUAGGCAACCUCCAACGUAUCCUUCGCCGUGAUUAGAACAUCACCACGUAAAUUACGAUGAAAGAAAGACAGUAAAGAAGUUUUUAUUUAUGUUUUGCAUUAUUUCUUUCUCUCGUGAAUCAUUAUAUCUGGUCAACGAGGUACAUAAUUCGGUUAUUUAUUUGACUAUUUGACAUUUGACUAUUCUAAAUUUGAUUAGAUAUAUCUAUUACCAUUACUAAGUUUUUUAUCUUAUAUUUUGUCACUUUUCUAUUAAUAAUUGUUGUUUUUUCGUGCUUUGCACCUUCUUUUUCCAACUUUAUUGUAACACACUGUAUUUCAUAUCGUGUUAUUAUCGUCUACGAAUGCUAGACGUUGAUCUAGUUUUUCCAAUAUCAAUUGCAGAUUAUAAAAAUCAUAAUUAUACCUGCCACACUUUCUACAACUCAAUAUUAAAUUAUAAAACGUAAAUAGACGAGUAAAAUGUAUCUACUUGUAAGGGCGUUUGGUUUAAACAGGCUACCAGACGUGACCUGAGCCCUUUUUGUACCCCAGCCGUCCAUUAGAACUUCGGUAGUCUUUUUAUUCGUUUAUAAACAUGUAUAAUUGUAUCCUGGAUAAUCUGCUACCUUUUGCUGUAUUAAUUUUUCGGUUCUUUGAAUGAUCCACGGCAACCCCUUUCGUCACUGCUCGAUAAAUGGAAAAUUUAUUUAUUUUAGUUGAUUCAGCAGUUGCAUUAUUAGAUUGCUACAAUGUGCAAUUUCUUUGUCUUAAGAACGCCAUAAUUUUAUUUAUUUAAAGAAAUUUAUGAAUCAAAUUAAUCUCACCAAGCCACGCCACUGCUUAUCGCAGACUUUGCGGCAGGAAUAUUUCGAAGAAAUUGUGUACAUACGCCUUCCGACGGCUUCGGCAAAUAGAAAUGCAUUUAUGUUUACGAUUCGAUGUUUCCAUUGGUAAACAGUGAAGAUGAUGAGUCCACGUGGACUGACUGACUAAUUUUAUACAUUUUUCUUAAUUUGGUAUAUUUUUUUAUUGUCAGAUUUCUCCGUUUUUCAUUAUUUGCUCCAACCUUAGCCUUUGAAUGUACUGCUUUGCCUUUUGCUAUUUCUAGUGUCAUCUGUCAUACUUUACUUUACAAUAUAUAUUUAAAACUAUCAACAAUCAUCGUACAAGUUACUUUUUCUCACCCUGUAUAUGUAUAUUAUAUAAAUCGAAUCUUCUUUCAACUAAUACAAUCAUUACUUUCGAAAAUUUAAAAUUUUUUACAGAUUUUAUAACAAAUUUCUGUUUGUUUUUUAUAUUCGCUUAAUCUUCGUACCCAUUGCCAGGUCUGGCAACGUUGCUUAAAUAUGAUUUUCUACUCAACUGAUGACAUUCAUCAAUUUUCAUAGUUUACUAGUGAAAGUUACAAAAAGUGAUUUCGGUAAAUGUGGAAUAUCGAUUAAGUUAUUAAAUUUAUAAAUCAGAAUAAUGAAAGAAGCGGUAAUACAUAUCUCAACAGCGUUACGGGUAAAACGUAAUUAUAUUUCAAUGUUACCGUUGCAUGUAAUCAUUAACUGAUAAGACUUGUAACAUAACCUACAAACCGAAGUUAUCUACAAAAUGAAACAUACAGUUUUGUGUCGUUAGAUUUUUCAGUACGAAAAAAUUAUUGUAACAAUAAUAAUUAUUGAAAACAAUCGAUUAGAUUUAGAACUAAGUUGAUUAUUUGAAUUUCUAACGGCGGUCAGUUACCCAGAAUAAAAUCCGAGACAAAGAUAAGGAGAUUCAAGGAUGCAGGAUGACGCCACAAAAUGUACAAAUUUAGUUAUCCGAAAAAAAAGUUUUCUAUUCUUAUUGGGAUUAUAGUUUUAACGGUAAUUGGUCUAUUGAUACAAAUAGAUACGAUUCGUUAUCCAGAAAAUAACGAAAACACAAAAAUAUUAUAUAAUAUUCAAUCAGAUACAGUUAAACAAUGGCGGAAACUUCGAGAGAAUUUAACGAAUCUUUCGAAUUUGGGGCGAAUCUUAUUUUUGGAAGAGCAAGAACCAGUAAUUAAAUCCACUAAGAAACAUCAAAUAUUGAUUUGGAAAUAUGGUCCUACUAUAGAAAAGAGAUUAAUGAUGAAUUUCUCGAAUGAAUGGGUAGAUCCUUUCAAGAAAUGCCCCGUAAAAAAUUGUGAUAUUACUUAUAAGGAUACAAAUAUAAAAACAGCGGAUAUAGUAUUAGUUCAUUUGCAUAGAACGAAAAAUCCGAAAGAACUACCUCCGAUGAGAGGAAAGCCUGAUCAAAUUUGGGCUUUUCUAACAGAAGAAAGUCCUCAUCACACCUUUUUACGUCCUGACAAAAAUAUUUCCAUCGCAAGUUUUAACGGAAUUUUCAAUUGGUCCAUGUCUUACAGAAUGGAUUCCGAUAUUCCAGUACCAUACGGUAGGACGAUUAUUAAGAAGCGCCCCGAACAAGUGGAUUUUCAUUUAGAAAAACGAAGAGAUGUUCUGGUAGCCAUUUUAGGAUCGAACUGCGGUAGUAAAAACCAUAGGUGGGCCUACGUGAAAGAACUCAAGAAGUAUAUAGAUGUCGACGUAUAUGGUGCAUGUGGGACAUUGAAAUGUCCUGGUCACUUCAGAAAAGACUGUCCCGAUUUAGAAAAGUAUCUGUUCUAUUUAUCUUUCGAAAAUUCAAACUGUGACGAAUACAUUACGGAAAAAGUUUGGUGGAACGCUUUUCACAAAAAAAAUUCCAUCCCUAUAGUCAUGGGUGCAAACCGGGCGGAUUAUAGGAGAAUUCUACCACCAAAUUCUUACAUAGACAUAGACGAAUUUGCGAAUCCAGCAUCUUUAGCGCAAUAUCUACUUAGACUAAACAGAACCGACGAAUUUUUAAAGUAUUUCCAAUGGAAAUCGCAUUUCGAAAUAUUAAACGAACACGGGUAUUUUCAAAGUCAAAAUUUUCACUAUUGUCGUGUUUGCCAGGCUUUAAAUUACAACGAGAAAAAACAUAAAGUUUAUGAUAACUUGGAGAAACAGUGGGAUCCCCAAAAUGUGUGUUAUCCUGCUUGGAAUUCGAAAUAAUUAAAAUACAUUUUAGGCCCACAGCAUGGAAGUGAUUUUUAAUUCUCCAAGCUUAAAGAAAAUAUUUAUUUAACAAUAAUGAAGGGGCUACAGGACUUUUUAUAUUGUGUAUUUGAGGUUAUGUAUCCCAAAAAUAGCCUUUUUGAUUACUUCCGUACAGUUUCUGAGUCUACUAAUUCUGAAAUAUAUAAAUAUGUGAUUCAAAUUUGGGAAAAAUGUAUCUAAUUAUAAGAAUGUAAUGUAAUGAGAUGGUUCAAAACAAAAAAUCUUGUUUUUAGCACUGUUAGAUUAAGAUAAAACGGCUCUAAACGUGCUACCGCUCGAUUUAAAUCGAAUAAAGAUAAAAAAUACAAAGAUUCCAUUUCAUUUGAUAUGAUUCCUUUGUUAAAUCACACCUAUUCCUCGGAGAAAGUUUAAAGUUCAAACAGAUUUGACCUUCAUAUGCGAACUGGGGGAAUUCAUAUGCAUAAACAAAUAUGAUGGAUGCCAAAAAACGUAUCAGUUUAAUUUUUAUAUGUACCCAAAAUAACUUGCAUAAUGAGAAUAUAAAUUCCCGAAAAUUGCUGGUAACAUAUCCAAUAACCUCUAGAAUGUGGUUAAACAUUUCUGGUAACAUUUUAAAGCUCUCAAAAUGAAAUUAGUCAUAAAGAAAAUCAUAAAUUGUAAGUUAAAUUCUCAAUUACAUCCAUUUUUUAGUAUGACACCACGUAAUUCCUAUUUGUUGGAAGAUUGUUAUAAAUUAAGCAUUUCUUUGAAUUCAUUUAUAUGUUCAAACAUCAUUUAAUUCAUUAUUUUGAUUUAUUGACUGACUGAACAAAAAGUAAUAAGCUUAGAAUAAGUUGUUAUGUAUAUCUUAUGGUGGUUAUCAAGAACGAUGGUGACGAUGGAGAAGAUCUAGAAGAAUAACAAAGGGAAGUGAACAAUUGGAAGCUGUGAAUGUGAUAAUAAGUUCCAAAAAAAUCUCCUGAAAGGUGAAGCUACAUCUGUAGAAAACAAUAAGAUCAAUGCCAGAUUUUAGAACAACAAAAAUGAUGGAUAUAAACAAAAAGAAGAUAUAGAGGUGAUGAAAGACCUAAGAGAGAGAGAGAGGAAUUAAGGAAAAACGAAAGCAAAAAAGUAGGAAGAAGUAGAAGUGAAUCACUUACAAGCUAUAGUCUUAAAAGGCUUACAUGUAGUACCUAAAUAUAUUUUUUUUGCAAAUGUGUUCUUUUUCUAUGUUUUAACUACAAUACUUUAUUGUGUUUUGUAUAACAGAAACCUUGAGAUCCUAUAAAAAAUUCGAUUGUAUGCUAAUUAAUUUCUAAAUCUAGAAUAUAUUUAUCAAUUACA